CUAUAGCCACCUACUGGGUGGGGUUGCAACGCUGUAUUGCGGUCGUUUGCCUUAACGAUCGUGUCUGGUUUCCAGUGUGGGAAAAAUCAACGUACCAAACCAGAUUUGCGACCCAGAGCUAGCGACGCAUUCGGGAGGCAACCACGCAUGUGAUUUUCUCGGACGAAUAGAACUACUCAACCUCGUAUUACCUCAGCCACGCGUAGUGCAAAAUACGGCGACGGAGUGCUUAUUUGUAUCGCGAUAUUUUAAUCCGGGAACAACGAAAGUGAAGAUGUCGAAGAAACCGACGACGGGACCCGCCCUGCAUAAGGUGAUCAUGGUGGGCAGCGGUGGCGUUGGAAAGUCCGCUCUGACGCUGCAGUUCAUGUACGACGAGUUUGUCGAAGAUUACGAACCGACGAAAGCGGACAGCUACCGGAAAAAGGUGGUACUGGACGGUGAGGAGGUACAAAUUGAUAUCCUCGACACUGCCGGACAGGAAGACUAUGCCGCGAUUCGGGACAAUUACUUUCGCAGCGGCGAAGGUUUUCUGUGCGUGUUUUCGAUAACCGAGGACGAGAGUUUUCAGGCGACACAAGAGUUUCGGGAGCAAAUACUGCGCGUCAAGAACGACGAGAAUAUUCCGUUCCUGUUGGUCGGCAACAAGUGCGAUUUGAAUGAUAAGCGAAAGGUGCCUCUGGUGGAGUGCCAGUCGCGGGCCCAGCAAUGGGGCGUGCCAUACGUUGAAACGUCUGCCAAAACGCGUGAAAACGUGGACAAGGUGUUCUUCGACCUGAUGCGCGAGAUACGCUCGCGGAAGACGGAAGAUUCCAAGACCACCAACGGGCGCGUUAAAGACAAAUCCAAACGGAGGAAGAUCAAGUGCACUCUGCUAUAGAGUCGGGAGCGCGACAGCGAUCGGUGCGGCGCGAUGAUUGGGAAGAUACUCGUCAAAUACUACUACUUUUCGCCACUUCGAAGAGCUCCCGCAAGGUGCGCGUCUUGAUGCGCAGCAAUCUCCUUAUUACGCGUAACAUUACUCAUAAUAACGUCGCGGUUGAAGUUUAUGUUCUUGGAAAAAGAUUAGCUUAUAAGGGCGGAAACUCGUCACAUCUUAGUGACUACUCGCCAGAGCGUCCGGGGGGAAGAAAUCCGUACGAGAAGCGGGAUAACGCAAGCUUAUACUCAUUGUUUAACGUGCGUUAGGUUGGGCGAAGGGAAGGUGAACGUACCACGCGCUUAUCCCUUACUUCGCGGUUCUUUUAAGCUUAUUUAUUCCAUGUACUUUUAAUCAUACGCUUUAAGCUACCAAUAUGAUGUAUUUUCUUUUUAGAAAAAUUGCAUUGAUGUUUGUAAAUGCAUUUUAGGUUUACAUGAACACAGCCCGAUCAAGUAAAAAUAAAAGAAACGUGAAAAGCGA
Messenger RNA from Anopheles bellator, 1402 nucleotides. RefSeq names its product ras-related protein Ral-a. Bases 275 to 880 code for a protein of 201 amino acids. The record is from RefSeq and is a predicted model, not a curated record. Gene Ontology annotation, biological process: Ras protein signal transduction. NCBI's taxonomy places the organism in Eukaryota, Metazoa, Arthropoda, Insecta, Diptera, Culicidae. Gene Ontology annotation, cellular component: plasma membrane. Gene Ontology annotation, molecular function: GDP binding; GTPase activity; GTP binding. The transcript has 2 exons.